AUGAUGGCCUGGAGAGAAGACACUGCGCUGUUGCACAAGAGGUAGAGGUCUGCUUUGCUGAGUCCAGGCCACAUUUUACCAACGCCGGCUAGAAGAAGGUAGAAAGUUCCGGGGAAAAAGACACACCCGGCAAGAAUGUGAUAAUACAUCUUUGGUUCCUCGUACAUAAUUAUUCCUCCUCCCUGGAAACAUCAGUAGGAUGUAGAAAGUUUCCCUCGAUAGUUACAACUUCUUUGGUCCAGGUUGGAGUAAGUGUUGAAGCUUUUAGAAGGCAUCAUUCUUGGUCGUAUGUUGGCUGAUCUUGCAAAAGUUCAGUGGAAUGCACACUUCCGCAUCCGGAUGUAAACUGACUGAACCGGAUGUACUUCAGGACCCUCCAACUACAAAAGGACAACAAAAAUUCACGAAGAUGGCAGACCCAGAGUUAGAAGAGAUCCGAGCUCGGAGAAUGGCAGAAAUGCAGCAACAAAUGGGGCAAACUGGUCAAAACCUCCCUUUUCAGCUUCCCCCUGGGGUAGACAGUGGUGCAGGCUACCCUGGGGCAUACCAGCAGGGAGGGGGUGAACAAAAAGCAGAACAGCAAGCCAGACAAGAAGAACUGAAGAACACAAUUCUGGCAGGAAUCCUGGACCAGGCAGCUCGCAGCAGACUGAACAACUUGAAGCUUGUGAAACCAGAGAAGGCAGCGAUGGUAGAGAACAUGUUGAUCCAGAUGGCACAGUCAGGGCAGGUGCAGGGCAAGAUCGGUGAGGACCACCUGAAGACUAUCCUGGAGCGUGUUAGUGAACAGACAAAACCAGUGGGAAAAGUCAAGUUCCAACGUAGGAAAGUCUUUGAUGAUGACAGCGAUGAUGACUACUAGAGACCUCAAAAGGGCCCAGGCACCCACGUCAUCAGCUAUGUGCCUCACACGAAAGGGACAACAAUUGGGACUUGCACUUGCUGCAUCUACCAUUGUCUGUUCCUGCAGCUCAAAGUACAAUACUAUAGAGGCUUUCGGAAAGGCGAGCAGUAUCGUUGAAGGGACCGUAUACGUUUUCUGUUAUACUAACAGUAGAUGGGGUGUUUCAGCAUUGAAACAGACACUGUCGAGGCUUAGCAAUAAGAUUGUAGCACCAAAACAUUUGAUAUCAUGAAGACAUUGCAACAAGUGAUCCUACUUUUUUAAGGGAAGCAACACCGUGAUGAUUUUUUGAGAUUAUGUAUUGUAAUCCAAAGCUAGUUGCUGUGAAAUGUACGCCUUUUGUACGAGGUAACAUCAUUAUCUGUGUGUCACUUUUCAUGUAGUUUUUUGACUGGAAAUAUUUAUAGUUUUUCAUGGUGUGACUAUUUACAUAGCUGUGAUGCAUGUCCUAUUAGUUAUCAUGCUACAUGUAUAAACUUGACUCACUGUACAUGGGUGGCAAGACUGUGGUUUCUGAAUGUGUGGCUAAAGAAAAGAAAUGUAUACAUAAAUCUUUGGGUAGGGACAAGAUUUCUUGACGAGAUUCUCUGUGUUGAAUUGUACAAUAUUUGUACCCUUUUUACACAGUGUUCAAUGAUGUUUCUUUUGAAUUAAAAGCCAUGCAUAAAAU
Branchiostoma floridae (Florida lancelet) is the source of this 1574-nucleotide messenger RNA. Its product is annotated as programmed cell death protein 5-like. Gene Ontology annotation, molecular function: DNA binding. The record is from RefSeq and is a predicted model, not a curated record. NCBI's taxonomy places the organism in Eukaryota, Metazoa, Chordata, Leptocardii, Amphioxiformes, Branchiostomatidae. The coding region runs from base 320 to 862 and encodes 180 amino acids. The transcript has 8 exons. Gene Ontology annotation, cellular component: cytosol; nucleus.